AUGUUUGUCCUGCGAAACGUCGGCAAGCUGCUCUUCGGCUCCAGCUCACAGGAAGCCCUCUGCGAACUCCCCCAGGGUCAGCUCUACCUCGUCCGUCCCCUCUCCCCCAAGGGUUACUCCGAGCUCAUCGUCAAGGACGCCGCCAUUCGCGUCCGUCCCACCCACCAAGACUUCCAGUAUCAGCUCGUCGUCCAGCGCGUCUACGAGGAGGGCGAGGCCGAGCUUCUGGCCGAGGAGGAGGGCGAGGACGCUGAGAUCGACGCUCUCGCCUCUGAGCGCGACGAAAAGACCUUCCUGCUCGACGAGGCCCUGCACUUCCGCAUCGAGACCAGGGAAGGCGGUGAGAAGAUCCUGGCUUGGAGGGACCUCAGCGGUGAUACAGGUGACCUCUACGAGUUUGUCUGCGACAGCUCCGUCGCCGACGACGCCGUCGACCGGCUCCUCCGCGUCGCCAAGGAGUGCCAGUAUGAGCGCAAGUACCGCAAGCCGCACACGACUGCAUCCGAAGACGAUCUAGACGAGUUCACCUUCUUCGAAGAGCACCCUAUCCCCGCCGCCAGUCCGCUUCAGAGUCCCACCCUGACCCGCUCCAUCGACAGCUCGUUUGACAUCAUGGCCCCCGCCACCGCCCACGAUGACAUCCCCGAGACGCCCCCGUCCAGGAAGCAUGCCGGUGCCGCGGUAAAGGCCGGGGACGGUGAGGAGGAGGAAGGGGAGCGCGAUGUCGACGACGCCCCGCCUGAGGCCCUCGAGAUCUACGCCUCGCUCCCCGCCGAGCUGCACGUCUUCGACCCCCAGCCAGGUCACUUCGCCCUCGUCGACGAUGCCGCCGUCGCCACCGUCUCCGAGGUCGGCAAGUGGCAGUACUGGCUGACGAUUACCGGCAGGGACAGGCGUUGGGUCAGCAUGUCCGUCCAGGCCGACAUCAAUCCCGUCUUCGACUUCGAGUUCCUGUCCUUUGUAUUCAACCACUUCGCCAACGACGGCACCGCCAGGUCGUGGCUGCUCCGCUUCAGGGAUCAGCCCACACUCGAAAAGUUCCAGGAGGGUAUCAUGCAGGCCGUCUGGGAGAAGCUCAACGAGACUAAGUGGCAAAUGGUCCAGGACAAGGAGCGCGAGUAUGUGCUCGACUCUUUUGGCGAUCUCAGGAUGGACGAUGCCCCGCCGCUCAACGAGGAGGAUGAGGAGGAAGACGAGGCUGGGAGGGCUGACGGAGACGACGACGGAGACGACGGCGGCAUCCGCAACGAAGAGUACGACUCGGACGAGGAGUACGACAACACGGACGUCCAGGGACGUGACGGUGGCGAGGUUAACUCACAGCUGGCCGUGGGAUACAAGCACGACCGGUCAUUCGUGGUGCGCGGGUCCAAGAUUGGUGUCUUCAAACACACGCCCAACAACCGGCUCGAGUUCUCGACCAACAUCUCCCAUCUGACGACGCCCGGCGGCAAGCUCAUGAACCCAAGCAAGGUGAUGCUGCAUUCGGAGGACCGUGACCUGGUCCUGCAGAACGCCAGCGACCCCAACAGUCUGUACCGCAUGGACCUCGAGUACGGCAAGGUGGUGGACGAGUGGAAGGUGCACGACGACAUACCCGUGGUGACGUUUGGGCCGGAGAAGAAGUUCUCGCAGAUGACGGGCGAGCAGACCUUCCUGGGCGUGUCCAACAACGCCCUGUUCCGCAUAGACCCCCGCGCGUCGGGCAACAAGCUGGUGGACAGCGAGCUGAAGCAGUACGCGACCAAGAUCGACUUCUCGGCGCUGGCGACGACGGAGAAGGGCUUCAUCGCCUUGGCGAGCAACAAGGGCGACAUCCGGCUGUUUGACCGUCUGGGCAUCCGGGCAAAGACGUCGCUGCCCGCCCUGGGCGACCCCAUCGUCGGCAUGGACGUGUCGGCAGACGGACGGUGGAUCCUAGCCACGACCAAGAACUACAUCCUUCUCAUCGACGCGCAGCAGCACGGCGACAAGAACGAGGGCAAGCUCGGGUUCGAAAAGGCCUUUUCGGCCGACCAGAAGCCUCGCCCGCGCCGUCUGGCCCUCACGCCGGAGCACGUGGCCCAGUUCUUCCACGAGACGGGCAACACCGUCUCCUUCACCCCUGCCAAGUUCAACACCAACAUCGACGGCACCGAGGAGACGUCCAUCAUCACGGCCACGGGUCCCUACAUCAUCGAGUGGAACCUGCGCCGCAUCAUCAGGGGUAUGAAGGCCCCGUACAAGAUCAAGAGGUACGAGGAGGAGGUCAAGGCCGACGAUUUCAAGUUUGGCUCGGACAAGAACGUCAUCGUCGCCCUGCCAAACGAAGUCAACAUGGUGGCCAAGCAAAGCCUCAAGAAACCCACGCGAGAAUCCAUCAUGGGUGAUCUCAGGCUCGGCGGCGGUCGAUCUUCCGGAGGACGAAAGAGUUAUAAGCUUGGAAGGGAUGAGAUUGUCGACUCACCCUAUUAG
This is a messenger RNA of Geosmithia morbida, 2454 nucleotides long. RefSeq lists its product as uncharacterized. Gene Ontology annotation, cellular component: cytoplasm; nucleus. Lineage: Eukaryota; Fungi; Ascomycota; Sordariomycetes; Hypocreales; Bionectriaceae. Bases 1 to 2454 code for a protein of 817 amino acids. The record is from RefSeq and is a predicted model, not a curated record. Gene Ontology annotation, molecular function: protein binding. The transcript has 2 exons.